Messenger RNA from Branchiostoma floridae (Florida lancelet), 2379 nucleotides. RefSeq names its product endo-1,4-beta-xylanase 1-like. The transcript has 16 exons. NCBI's taxonomy places the organism in Eukaryota, Metazoa, Chordata, Leptocardii, Amphioxiformes, Branchiostomatidae. Gene Ontology annotation, molecular function: hydrolase activity, hydrolyzing O-glycosyl compounds. Bases 58 to 2307 code for a protein of 749 amino acids. The record is from RefSeq and is a predicted model, not a curated record. Gene Ontology annotation, biological process: carbohydrate metabolic process.
AGCAACAUUUGGUCAUCUGCUACAGGCGGAACCAAGUGAACAACGGUUUUACCCAAAAUGUCCCGUGUGAUAGUUUGGGGAGCUUUGCUCCUCAGCUGCCAAUGGCAGUACGCUAGGGCAGCCUCAGAAAUAUUCCGCAAUGCUGGUUUCGAGGGAGCUUUAGGCACCGAUAACUGGUACUGCGUCGGAUGUACCGGUACGCAGCACUCGGACGAUAAGGUGGAGGGGACAGGCAGCAUGAAGGCGAGCGGGAGAACAGCAGAAUGGGCCGGCCCGUCCUACAACCUGCCUUACGGCCGUGGCGUCCUCCCCGGUCAGACGUACGAGUUCCAGAUCUUCGUCAAACUGCUGGCAGGAGGGGCGGCUCAUGUCGAGGUCAAGAUCAAUCUGGCAAUUACCUUCUCUGAUGGAGAUGUGAACUAUCAGCAAAUGAAGCAGGCCGACCACAUUAGUCAAAGUCACGGUUGGCAGAGGAUCGCCACCAGAUGGACUGUACCGUAUUUUGACAAGGAGGUGACAGAAAUGCGGCUGUACGUUGAGGGUCCACCUGCUAGUACUGACAUUCUUGUGGACGCAGCCUCGCUGACAUCAGCUGAAGGGCAGUCAAGCCUGGUAGAAGACCUACAGACAGUCUCUGGUUCUGAGAUGGUGACCAAUCCCGGACUGGAGGGUGACCUGAGCGGCUGGUACUGCAUGUCGUGUACAGGUGUGCAUUACACACAGGACACACAUGAUGGAGGAGGGGCUAUGCUGGCGCAGGACAGAUCUGCAGAAUGGGCGGGUCCAUCUCAGGACCUAGCCUGGGGGUCCGCCAUCAAGAGCAGAUAUACCUACAUGUUCACCAUGUGGGUCAAAGUGCUCGAUGGUGGAAGCACACCCUACAAUGUUCAGGCCAAGCUGAAUUAUAGGUUCAGAGACGGAUCCGAGGACUGGAUUGGGAUAGCCGCCACAACAGUGUCAGCCCAGGACGGCUGGGUAAGGCUAUCCGGCGGACACACCGUGCCUGAUUACAACGACUGGGUGAGCAAUGCCCGGCUGUACGCGGAAGGCCCUCCUGCUGACGUGCGCUUCCUCAUCGAUGACGUGUCCCUCCUGUCGUUCAUGGACGUGACGUCAGACAACUGGUGGCACGAAUCCAACAUCAGGAUCGACCAGCAUCGCAAACGAUACGUCACUCUCAGGGUACAGACUCCAAACGCAGAUGGUAUCAGUGUGGAGAUCACCCAAACCAAAUCCCACUUCGCCUGGGGUUGCGCUGUGAACGCCUGGAUCAUGCCCGAUGACGCCCGGUACAGAGACUUCUUCCUCAGCAACUUCGAGUGGGCAGUCUUCGAGAACAACCUCAAAUGGACACAAAACGAGCCUAACGAAGGCCAGCUUGAGUGGGGCCUUGCAGACCGGACGUUGGAAAUACUGGAGAAUGCUGGCAUUCCCGUUCGUGGACACUGCGUGUUCUGGGGAGUACCGGAGUUUGUACAGGGUUGGCUGCACAACUACUGGGGCGGGGAUCUGGAGCAGAAGUGCUGGAAACGGGUUGAUGAUGUCGUGGGUCGAUAUGCCGGAAGGUUGGUGCACUGGGAUGUAAACAACGAGAUGCUACACGGCGACUUCUACGUGCAGCACACGGGCAGCUCCCAGAUCCGGUACGAGAUGUUCCGGAAGGUGAAGGAAAAGGACCCGAGCGCUAAACUGUUCCUGAACGACUACGACAUCAUCAACUGGUGGGGACAAACUAACAACUAUGCCAACCAGAUUUCUGAGUUCCUUGACAACGGAGCGCCAGUUGAAGGUGUUGGGGCCCAGGGACACUUUAGCAACCGCCCUGACACUCCAAAUGUCCUGCACCGUCUUAACGUCAUUUCCUCUCGUGGGCUCCCUGUCUGGAUAACCGAACUGGACAUAAACGAGCCUAACGAGUAUGUGAGAGCGGACGGGUACGAGGACGCCAUGCGGGCUGCCUUCAGCCACCCGGCCGUGGAAGGACUUCUGAUCUGGGGGUUCUGGGACCAGGCGCACUGGAGACCAGACGCUGCACUGGUGAACGGCGACCACUUUUCGAUCAAUGAAGCAGGCCGCCGUUGGCAGCGGCUUGUCUUCUCCGACUGGCGCACCAACCUGUCCCUCACGGACGGCAUCGUGACGCCAGAAGGCAAGGAGUUCAUCUUCCGUGGUUUCCAUGGCAACUACGAGGUCACAGUCAAGAACCACGGCCAGGUCGUGGCCACGAAGACGUUCUACUUGUCUCCAGGAGCCGGCGCCCUGACCGUGGAUGUGGACAUGCCGAAUGACAUCAUUGCUGGGAAAUGAUUGAAUGAGAUAGCAUUUCGCAGCUGUCUUUAUCUUUAACGUGAUCAAUGUUGAAUAAAAUAACCAACGCAA